AGGAAGCUGGUGGCGGCAGCAGCCUCGUGUGCGCCGCUCCCUUGCCCUGUGAUUGGCGGGGCAACUUCGCUCCGGGUCACGUGGCGGCGUGGCUCGCGCUGGCUGGUUGGCGGGUUGUUGCCUUGGCGACAGAGGAAUAAGGGGCGGGAUCUCCGCCUCGCUGCGCCGCCGCCCGUGAGCGCGCGGCCCCACCACCGGCAGCGCCGCCCAGGAGGAGCUGUCGCGGCAGGAGCGUCCGCCGCCCGGGCGAGAGCGGGGCGGGGGCAGCGCGGGGGCGCGCCCAUGGCGGGGGGGUGAGCGGCUCGCGCUGGCGGCGGCGGCGGCGGCGGGCGGGCGCCGGGCGGGAGGAUGCGCGAGUACAAGGUGGUGGUGCUGGGCUCGGGCGGGGUGGGGAAGUCGGCGCUCACGGUGCAGUUCGUCACCGGCACCUUCAUCGAGAAGUACGACCCCACCAUCGAGGAUUUCUACCGCAAGGAGAUCGAGGUGGACGCGUCGCCCUCGGUGCUGGAGAUCCUGGACACGGCCGGCACCGAGCAGUUCGCCUCCAUGCGGGACCUCUACAUCAAGAACGGGCAGGGCUUCAUCCUGGUCUACAGCCUCGUCAACCAGCAGAGCUUCCAGGACAUCCGCCCCAUGCGCGACCAGAUCAUCCGCGUCAAGAGGUAUGAGAAGGUGCCAGUAAUUUUGGUUGGUAAUAAAGUGGACCUGGAGAGUGAGAGGGAAGUAUCUUCAAAUGAAGGCAGAGCGCUGGCUGAAGAAUGGGGUUGUCCUUUUAUGGAGACCUCUGCUAAAAGUAAAACAAUGGUGGAUGAGCUCUUUGCAGAAAUCGUUAGACAAAUGAACUAUGCAGCUCAGCCAGACAAAGAUGAUCCAUGCUGUUCUGCAUGUAAUAUUCAAUAGCAUUAAAAAUGACCUAACCUGGACCUAAUUUGCAGAAUUUUUGUAAGGUGGUAAAACUGUCUGCCUCAAUUCCUGGUUUGUAGGUCACUUGGAAUAAAUCCUAAGUGAAGUAACAACUUUAAGUCAGAGCUGAGCAUUGAAAGUCAAUCACGGUCUCUGAACACAAUGGGGUUAAACAACUACAACUUCUCACCCAAUACCCCCUUGUGCAUGUACAAUUUCGUCAUAGACAGUUGAUCUACAGGGUGAUCUCAAUUGAACUAUAUGUGUUUGUGUUAUGUCGGACAGCAGCAGCUAUUUCAUAAAUUAGAAAAUUCCUGGUGAUGAAAAUUGAAACCGCUAGAUAGAAGACCUGCGAAGAUGAUGAUGUGCAAUUAGCAUAUCCUAUACGGAUGAACACAAAAGGAGGGGAAAGCCUUUCAGUUUCGAUAUACUGCAUUUCAGGAGUUGUACUUUUGCUUGUGGCCAAGUUUACACAAACAAGUAUGCUAAUUUCAUCUGAACUUCUGACAGUUUUACAGGCAGAUAUGAUCUACAAGACCUAUAUAGUUUUUUUCCAAAAUUGAUGCAAUUUCUACACUUUAUCUCAUCUUGUGAAAUAGAAAGCACUGCAUCAGUACUUGAAAGAAAAGAGAGAAGAUCUGAAAAACUAAUAGCUAGUGAAAAAACACGAUAUGGCAUUGGAAUGUUUUAAAUCUUCCACUUUGCUGCUCAAGAAUGGAGGAUCACUUCAGGUUUUGGUCAGACAAAAAGCCAAACAAACCCUCUGUUUACAAAGCAGGAAACAUCUUUAUCACUUUACUGAACCAGGAGGAAGCAACUGUGAUGAAAAAAAUCGCUUAGCCUUACUAACAAGGAACACUUUAAUAGAUUAACUAGUACCAUCUUGUAAGGAAAACAAAGCCAUGUUGCAUCCAGAUGUUCCCUUUUGCAGAAACCUCAUGGGACAGUAUGAAUAUCCUGCAUUUUUAAGUUUGCUAAAGAAGAUAAUUUCUUUCUUGCCUUUAAGGGCUAAGUUUUUUGGUGUGAUCCCUAACUAACCUUUGGAAAUCAAGUUUGCUAUUUCAUAGCUUUAAUGUUGGCAACUUUGUUAAUUGAAUAACCAUGUGAAAUCAUUUUGGCUCACAGGAAGAAUAUAGGUUAUGGUUCUACUUUAGGUGAGAAAGGAAAAAGCUUUUGUGUAAUUGCCUGACACACUAUUCAAAGAUUGCCCUGAUUAUUAGGGUAUCAAGUAGUGGGAGCAAAUAUUUUGUUUUGCAAGGGUGCUCGAUCUCUGACAUUCUAGUUUUCCUAGCAGUGAAGUAUUUAUCAUUUGCAUGACUAAUGGCACAGAAAUAUCUAUUCUGAAGUCUUACAAUCAAGUAUAGAAAAGUUUUCAAUCAAAAUGUCUAAGUUUUAUAUGUUGGAGCGAUUGUCUUGAGCUGGACCUUUAUAGAUAAAAUUUGGUCAUCAAAAUGCAGUAUCACUGAGCCUGUGGUCUAAAUACCAUCAUGCUUUUAUUAGUUUCUCAGUCUUGUGCAGUAACAGUGUAGUUCCUUGUGUGUAAAUGAGUGAAAACGGGUGCAUGUGUUCGGGGUGUGUGUGUGUAUGUAUCCCUUAGAAAUGCUGUAAUUGGAGUUUGGUUCUGACAGAUUUACCUCCAUCAGCAGAACUGCUUUAAAAAUGCUCUUAAUCUUUGAAAUGAGAAACUCAAGUAUAAAACAGCUUCACAAAGUUUCUUAUAUAAUAUAAUAACAUUAUUAAUCUUCUUCAGUGGGUGACAGCUAACGGAAACAUUAGUGAUGGAAGAGAACUGGCCACCACUGCCCUUAGUCUUUGAAAAGUUUUUCAAGGAAACAAGGAUGUUAAGUCUGAUAAAUGUGAGGCCCUACUAUUCAGAUUUUUCUAAAUCCCUGUAAUGUAGGUUUUUCAGCUAAUUGCCACAAUCUUGGAUGUUGUUGCACCUUUUCCACCUAAUAUUAACCAUGUGUGUGCGCUUAAGUAAAAUUUGAGACUUGAAUCAAUGGUAUCUUCACUUCCUAAAAUACCUAAAUGGAGGAGGGGUCUAAUGAAACCAUACAAUCUAUUAAUAAAAUAGGCAGCUUGUCAAUUUGAGACCUACUUGCCUGAGUGCUCAAAAAAUCAAAUUUGGUAUCAAUUUACAGUUUGGAGUGCAUGUUGAGCAAUAUUGUAUAUGAGAUGCUAAGAUCUUAUAUAAGAAAUUGCUGCCUGACCAAUAAAGUGGUAUAAAUAAUAUGUAUGAAGGGCCUAAGUUGAAGUGUGUAACAUAAAACAGAUGGGCUUUUAAUUUAGGAAAAAUUGCACAAGUAAAAUUUUAAACAGAAAAUUGUAAUAAAAAAGAUACUUCCAAGACAUGUUUUUCCUUACCAUUUUACAUUUGUAAUGACUAAGCAACACACACAUCAACACACAACAUUCUGGGGAUAUGGCGGGGGAAAUGUAAAUGCUCUUCUCUUUAUUGUGUAAUUCUAAGGAGGUAGUUGUGCACUAUUUGUUUCCACUGAUAUGAAUAUAGUGGAGCUUGAAUCAAUGACAGUUGCAUUUGGCUAAGAUAUUUUUGAAAGCAUAAGGAUAGCAAGAGGGUAGUUAAAUGAGCCACAUUCAAGAUAGGUGGCCACCUGGAGAAAGUCAGUGGUCUUGGGUCACCUCUUACUUUGUACCCUGAUUAGACUACCAAUUAUAUAGUAUGUGAAAGUUUUUUAUAACAUGCCUUAAAAUAUUAUGGUUUGAUCCAAAGACCCAUGUUUUCUUUCGCUGUUCUUGUAGAGUUUUGUACUUUUCUACAAAGACAGCAUUUUUUAAAUUUUAUUGAUUGAUUUUUUUUUAAAUGUUGCAACUUUCAUUCUUUUCAGCUGUGAUAAUGGUAGUAACUGUUUUCUCCCACUUUUAAAAAGUAGGUAAAAUAAAUAAACCAGCAUCAGAUCAAAAGUAUUACACAUGGGGUUUUUUUAUUAGAGCAUCAAAAGCAGUUUUUGAUGACGUUCUGUUCUGUUCUGGCCAACAAGUAACUAGCCUCUCUAACCCCAGUGCUACAGUUGCCAUCACUUUUCUGUGGGAAAACUACUGGUAUUUGCUUUCGUGUAUAAAGAAUGUUGCCUAAAGAUGUCAGCCAUUUGGUUGGGGGUGGGUUGUGCAUGUUUGGUUUUCUUUUUACCAGUGUAGAAUCAAAAUACUGGUUAGGCUUUAAUGGUGAAACUCCGCAACAAAGCAAAUGUUUGACAACAGUAGGAGGCUUUUAUCUGCAUUGUUGUGCAUCAGGUCUCAAGAAUGAUUGCAGUGGGUCUUGGAACCAGGCUUAACGGUAUUGAUUUGGGGUUUCCCAGAGGUGAAUAAAUAUAUUUCACAGGUAAUUGUUGAGCUCUAGUACAACUGGCAACCUAUAGAUGGAGCAACAAUUUAUUGUUUUGUAACAAUGUCAGUUGUUAAACCUUGAUGUUUCAAAUAAAAACAAGAACUGUACAUAGAACUCAAUGCAAACUCAGCAGUUGUAUUUGGAGUUAAAUUAUUUUAACAAAUAAAUUUAUUUAAUGAAA
Molecule: messenger RNA, 4433 nt
Organism: Mauremys mutica (yellowpond turtle)
Lineage: Eukaryota; Metazoa; Chordata; Testudines; Geoemydidae
Gene: RAP2A
Product: RAP2A, member of RAS oncogene family
Exons: 2
Coding region: 349-900 (183 amino acids)
Biological process (GO): Rap protein signal transduction; negative regulation of cell migration
Cellular component (GO): plasma membrane
Molecular function (GO): GTP binding; GTPase activity; GDP binding
Source: RefSeq, a predicted model, not a curated record